This is a messenger RNA of Ostrinia furnacalis (Asian corn borer), 3097 nucleotides long. Its product is annotated as vesicular integral-membrane protein VIP36. Gene Ontology annotation, cellular component: COPII-coated ER to Golgi transport vesicle; endoplasmic reticulum-Golgi intermediate compartment; Golgi membrane. Bases 68 to 1051 code for a protein of 327 amino acids. The transcript has 6 exons. The record is from RefSeq and is a predicted model, not a curated record. Lineage: Eukaryota; Metazoa; Arthropoda; Insecta; Lepidoptera; Crambidae. Gene Ontology annotation, molecular function: D-mannose binding. Gene Ontology annotation, biological process: endoplasmic reticulum to Golgi vesicle-mediated transport.
UUGGCGUUUACGCUGUCAAUCGGUGUGCUUGUCAGUUUUGCAGCUAGAAUCGGUGAAAAUUGCAAAAAUGUACCGAAAAGGCAAUUUGCUGACACGAAUCCUAAUUUUAUUCUCGUUCUGUAGUCCCAUUUUCGCGGAAUGGAAUACACGGGACUAUGUGCGACGGGAGCAUUCCCUUACAAAGCCGUACCAGGGGAGUGGAAUGUCGGUUCCUUACUGGGACUUUUUAGGUAGCACAAUAGUUACUUCUAAUUACGUUCGGUUGACUCCCGACCUGCAAUCGAAGUCGGGCGCUCUUUGGAACACCGCCCCUUGCUUCACUCGCAACUGGGAGCUUCAAGUUCAGUUCAAAGUCCACGGUCGCGGCAAGGAUCUUUACGGCGAUGGGUUCGCGCUGUGGUACGUGCGGGACCGAAUGCAGCAAGGGCCUGUGUUCGGUAGCAAGGAUUACUUCUACGGACUGGCUAUUAUAUUGGACACUUACAGCAACCAUAACGGUGCUCACAAUCAUCAACACCCAUAUAUCUCAGCGAUGAUCAACAACGGGUCCAUGCACUACGACCACGACCGCGACGGCACGCACACACAACUCGCCGGCUGCGAGGCCAAGUUCCGCAACUUCAACCACGACACGCAUCUGUCCAUCGUCUACAAGGACGACACGCUCGUCGUAUCAACGGACCUCGAAGGCAAGAACGCGUGGAAGGAAUGCCUCAGGGUUGAGAACGUGUUACUGCCCACCGGCUACUUCUUCGGGGCGUCAGCCACCACUGGGGACCUGAGCGACAACCAUGACAUCAUCUCGGUUAAGAUGUACGAACUGGAUCUGUUGGAAACGCAAAACAAAGAUGAAGACAGAUCGCAGAUAAUCCCAUCAGCAGCGUCCUUCGAAGCGCCAAGGGAGAGAGUGGAAGACGCCAAACCCGCUAUGUCUGGAGUCAAAACCUUCCUAUACAUGAUGGCGAUAGCAAUAGUAGUGUGCGUCAUAGUUGUACUGGGCAUUAUGUGGUAUCAGAAGAGACAGGAACAGUCCAGGAAAAGAUUGUACUGAUGGCUAUGGUACAUAAACAAUAUGGUACGUAUUGGCAGUGGUAGGGUGACCAAACUAUAUGGCGCAAAUACACUAUGCGGGAAAUUGAUUGAGAUGUAGUGUAAACACGCAUUUCGGUUAGUUUCGCCGUGCGUCGCCCAUACUUCCCUUCGUCUUGGAUAAUUUGUCGCAUAGUGUACAUGCACCAAUACAGUCGUAAUAUAGGUUUGGUAGGAAUCCCUUUUUUGUGGUGGGCUAGAUAGUUGUUACUUUUAUUUUUUCUGGAGGCUUUCAAACAAUCUGGUCACCCUACCUAAUUGACCACUAAAGAUUAUGUUACGAACUAAAUUAACGAGUGUGAUAAAAUCAACGUAAUAAGUAUGCGUAUUUAUUUUAUGAAAUUGUAAUUUAAUUUUAAAAUUACGUCAUGAACGACAUCAAAGUCAAAACAUUCCUAAUUAACGUAAAACAAAAUUAAUUACAAAUCUAACAAUGGCAAUAUUGAAAAAAGUAUAAAAGCAAUGUUGAAUAUAUUUUUCACGCUACAAACAAUUUAGCUGGCUGGUGUCAGAAUGUUACUAAAAUUUAAUUAAAUAUUAAACAAUAGAAAUCUCUUUGAAAAGUUUGAAAUAGUCAUUGAUUGCAUUUAAUUACAACAAUAUGGGAGGUUUUAAAUAAUUUAUUUAUUAGAUAAAAAUGUAGAUGGUCCUUUGGUGUCAACAAAUUAGACAUAGUUAAAAAUAAUACUGCCCAAAUUUUGAUAAAACAAUAUAAACAAUUAAUUCUAAAUAAUACUUAGAUAGUAGAUAUACAGCAAUUUACACGCCUUAGGCCCGUUUUCCAUCAAAGGAGAGGAGAUGUCUUUGAAUAAUCAAUCAAAUUUCGUUAUUUUCACGUCACCUCUCCGCUCCAUUUUGGUUUAGCAUCCUGAUUCCUUAUACAAACACUUCUCUCCGCUCAGCUUUGGUGGAAACCCGGCCUUACUCUAAAUUAGUGUUAGAUUUUUGCGAGCAGUAAAAAAUGCACUAUAAAUAAGAGACUCGAGAAACGUCAUCAUAUUACGUCACAAGUUGUCAAUCUGACGUGAAGUUUUGUUAAUCUUGAAUUUAAGUCAUCCAUUUUAUUAAAAAUAAAAAUCCCUUUACUGUAUAAUAUUAUUACGUAAUAAAUUGCCAUACAAUUUCUCCACAAAUCAGCUAGCUUAUAAAAUCAAUAUUUAUGCACAUGCACUCCCUGUAUUUCUACUAUACUAUGAACUUUUAAAAACUACACUUUUAGAUAGCUUACUACUGUGCACGAUUACAUAAAAAAAAACUUAGAAUUCUAGAUUUUGAUUUCGAUCUUCACUAAUUUUCUUAUCAUCAGAUAAAAAUAUAGACAAUAAUCUUCAUAUCAUUAUUUUUAUCGAUAAAAAAUAUUUAAUCAGAGUUUUUAGUACAAUCAGAGUCAAAUAAUUCGUGACACCCAAAAUAGCUAAUAAGUUCGCAACUUUUUUUUUUUUUUUUUUUUUUUCAAAUUGGAAUAAUGUAUUGUCAGCUUUUUGGCCACUUUGGGUGUCACGUACUAUUUGACGUUAACUGUACGUUGAUGCUUGUAAGAUGAUGCUAUAUUGACUAGAAAAUGCCAAUAAUUAAUUAUUCCUUUCUGUUUCCUUCCCAAAGUAUGCUUCUUUUAUUAUAAAAACGCUAGAUUAUCCGAAAAAUAUAUUUCUAUAAACUGUAGUUAGAUGUUAAAUCAAAGAUCUUAUUUUUUACGGUGGAAUGUAUUUCUGUAUGAGUUUUAGUUUGUAAAACCAUUAGUCAUUAGGUUUGUUAUUUGAUUUGCCCAUAAUGCCUCUCUUUAUUUACUCUAAAGGUGUAACUUCGGUUUAUGCGACAUCAGUGUAACACUAGAGAUUAGUGUUGUGUGUCUAUCGAUAAUCUAAUUUAUCGAUAGAAAAUUUCACUUAAAGUAGAAAGAAAAAACUCGCACAUGCAUAAAUCGAAGCAAAACCAACGAGUUUUAAUCACAUAGAUAUAAUACACCUCUUAUGUCUACUGCAGCUACGCUUUUUGUCGCCGUUUUUAG